AUGCGCCAAAUAAUUUGCCCACUACAACACGCAAAAAUAUUGAUUACCGAGGUUCUUGCGACGAGUCAGCUACCGCCCUGCUUGUCGCCAUCCCGUCGCUAUUCUGAAAAGUGCAAUCUGCUAGGUCUUGUCAUUGCAGUUGGCGACGAGUCAGCUACCGCCAUGCUGGUCGCCCAUCUCAGAAGAAAAAUGUCAUAUGAAGCCCUAAUUCCUCAUUUCCUAUGCAGCAACGACGACAAUAACGACGAAGACAACAGUAACCGAGUUCAUGAGAGUAGUGAAAAUACUCUAAGUGAUUCCGUGCAAAAUAUGGAAGAGGACGAUGGAGACGAUCCUCGUCCGAAUCUUCCAUGGUUACCAACAAUAAACAAGUCGUGGGAGGAAAAAGCCGCAAAGCGCUAUGCGGAUAUGCUUUUCAAAUGGCGUAGGACGUUGAAAAGCAAGCCUGAAUUUAAACCUCCUUCCAUCGAUAAUGAGACCUGGGCGCGAUGGAAGGCGGAUUGGGAACGCCCAGAUAAUAAAGCCGUUUCGGCUAGGAAUUCCUCCAAUAGACGUGGAGGAAGAGACAAAGCUGAAGCCACCCAUAUAGGUGGCUCAAUCCCGCACGCCAGAACAAUGCGGGAUUUGGAACAAUCAAAAGGUCAAAGACCCACGGCCUAUGAAAUUUUUACACGAACGCAUGAGAUCUUUGACAAUGAAACAGGAGAUUGUUCCCAAUGGACGAAUAGCAAGUCACAAAAAGUUAACGAUGAAUAUCGUUCUUUGAUGGAGGAGCAUCCAACUCGCGAUCCAAGUCAAAUUUGGUUGGAUGCUAUAAAAAACGUAGAAAGCGGUUCAAACAAAAAAAACAAAAAAAACAAAGAGGUAUUUGGGGUUGGUUCCGCCUCUCAAAUUAUUUAUCCUCCUGAGCCAACGGAUAUUCCGUCUUCUCAGCCUGCACAACCUGAUUAUGAUGCUAUUAUACAACAAAGGUUUGCGGAUUUAGAAGCCUGGCAAACGGAGUUUAAUAAUCAAUUAUGGGAAGCGAUACGAAGAGGAAAUGCUCCGACAGCCUAUGAGUAUCAUCAAAGGAUGACUGAACAAAUAGCAAGAGAAUGAGAACAAUUUAUGAAAUUCCUUGAAUCGUAUUUCAAUUUGAAUCAACCCCCUCCUCCACCUCCUCAAUGAAUGAUUAAAAUAUUUGUAAUU
Molecule: messenger RNA, 1188 nt
Organism: Amaranthus tricolor (Joseph's coat)
Lineage: Eukaryota; Viridiplantae; Streptophyta; Magnoliopsida; Caryophyllales; Amaranthaceae
Exons: 5
Coding region: 1-1098 (365 amino acids)
Source: RefSeq, a predicted model, not a curated record